This is a messenger RNA of Scedosporium apiospermum, 648 nucleotides long. RefSeq lists its product as uncharacterized. The coding region runs from base 1 to 648 and encodes 215 amino acids. Gene Ontology annotation, biological process: vesicle-mediated transport. The transcript is spliced from 4 exons. Gene Ontology annotation, cellular component: membrane. NCBI's taxonomy places the organism in Eukaryota, Fungi, Ascomycota, Sordariomycetes, Microascales, Microascaceae. The record is from RefSeq and is a predicted model, not a curated record.
AUGGCAUCCUCUUCCUUCAGGGACUCUAUCAACUCGCUGGGUUGGAGUCGACGGGAUCCUGACAUCCCCGUCAACACUUCCCAGCAGAGCGGCUUCCUGUCAUCGCUCAAGUCGCUCAACCCCUUCCGCGACGGGGGCUAUGUACAACUUCCAACGACAGAAAGCUCCGGGGCGCCUCUCCCCGCGCCCAACAGGAGGGAGGAAGAGGAAGGCUGGUUUGCCUUGAGCCGUUGGGACCGAUUAAUGAUCUUCGCCAUGUGCAUCCUGGCGUCCGUUGCUUGCUUCGUAAUCGCCUUUACUUUUCUUCCUAUCAUGGCCACCAGGCCUAGGAAGUUUAUAAUUUUAUUCACUCUCGGGUCGCUAUUCUUCAUGGCUUCUUUCGCUGCUAUGAUGGGUCCCAUGGCGUACCUCCAGCAUCUUGUCUCCGGACCUCGUCUGCCUUUUACCGCUGCGUACGCCGGGUCGAUAUUCCUUACGUUUUACUUUUCCCUUGGACUGCACAGCACGUUCCUCACCUUGAUCUCCGCCGUCAUCCAGAUCAUCGCCUUGGUAUGGUAUCUCGUCAGUUACUUCCCCAUGGGAUCUACUGGAUUGCGCUUCGCAGCCAGCUAUGGAACCCGGCAGGCUACUUCUUGGAUGACUGGAUAA